This is a messenger RNA of Myxocyprinus asiaticus (Chinese sucker), 3678 nucleotides long. Its product is annotated as transmembrane protein 198-like. Gene Ontology annotation, cellular component: plasma membrane. The coding region runs from base 244 to 1224 and encodes 326 amino acids. The transcript has 5 exons. NCBI's taxonomy places the organism in Eukaryota, Metazoa, Chordata, Actinopteri, Cypriniformes, Catostomidae. The record is from RefSeq and is a predicted model, not a curated record.
UGUUCAGAUGAGAUGGGAACUGUCAUAGUUUCAGCAAGAGACAAACUGAAUUUACUGUAAAGCGAAUGUUUUGUUUGGAAAAGUUGAUCGACGACAAAAUCUAUAAUUAAUUAUAGAUUCCUGUAUGGAUAUUAACUGUAUGGAGUGUUUGUUCAUUUGACUGCUAUGGUGUCUCCGAGCACAUAAUUGUACUAAUACAAGAAGCUCUUCGUCUUCAAGGAACAACGUCUGUUUGAGUCCAGAAUGGCAAAUGAUUCUCUUUCCAUGACAGAGACCGUAAGAGUCACAUGUGCUCUGGAGAUCAAGAGAGAAUAUGAGCUGAUACCAGCUGUUUCCUGCUCCGUCUGCUUCACUCUGGCCAUCGCUUACUGUUUCUGUGGUUACCGCUGUUUUAAAAUGGCGAUGUUUCUGUCCGGUCUGGCGUUUGGCACCGCUGUUGGUCAUCUGUUGUGUCUGCGAGAGCAGCUGGAUACUCAAACGCGAGCGGGCAUCUCUCUGGGCGUCGGUUUACUGGGCGCGCUCGUGACAGUGCUAGUGCACUGCGUUGGACUCUUCCUCACUGGUCUGCUGUUGGGUUUGCUUCUCUCUGUCGCCGCCUUGCUGCUGGUGGGGCAAUAUUACUCCAUAUUCACCGUUGCAUGGAUUCCUGUCGGUGCAGUCUUGGGAACUAGCAUUUUCUUUGCGCUGAUCACUCUGUGCUGGAGGAAACCCAUGACUAUAGUUGCUACUGCAGUGAUGGGAUCAGCCGUAGCAACAGGGUGUGUGGAUUACUGGGUGGAGAUGCCCAUGUUGGUGUUCCGGGUGUAUGAGGGUCUGCAGAGAAUGCAGGGCUUGUGCUGGUACAGCUGGAUCAUGAUCGGGAUUUGGCCUUUACUGGGAUCACUGGGAACUCUGGUGCAGUGCAGAAUCACAGCCAAUGGACUGUCACAUACUGACGUGGCUGUGUGUGGAAAACGGAAGCAGCUCAACUUAAUGAGAAUCAGACAGACAGAUGAGCGGAGACAGACAGAUGGAACGUAUCGCCGCAGACCGCCACCCCUCAAACGCUACGCAGGAGAUGUGCUGGCCCCCAGUUAUCUGGCGAGUUUGCGAGAGCGGCAGAUGAACACGGGCUCGUCAUUGAGCAGUUUGAGUUCUGUUCAUCACACCGUGAUCGACUUUGAUUAUGAAACUGGAUCAUUGGUGCCUCUUACGGCUUCGGCGUCUGCAGUUCUGCGUUUGUGAGUGCUUGAGGGACGUCUGCACAACAGUCCCACACCACUAAAGCACUGAGAGACCAUGAACUCAUGGAUCACACGUGUCUGAAUCAUUAAUCUGAAUUUAGAAGGAUCUGAUCAGCUUUCGAUUGUCAUUCAGUAUAAAGAUAUUUCUGUGUCUGAAGUGGUUGACAUUUAAACUGAACAUUCUCUCUUCAUUUGCUGUGAAGUGCCAUUAAAUGUUUACCUUCAGUCGAUAAAGUUUUGAAAAUAAUUAAAAAUCCAUUUCAAUGUGUGGACAUGAAAUGAAUGACAGAAAUGAAAACUUGCUGUCAUUUGGGUUAUUAUCUCCAAUACUAGAGCUACUGGACUGCUGUUUGUUUGGCUUUGUUGUUCAUUUAAAGGUGCAGUGUGUAAAUUCUGGAACCAAAUGGAACUGCAAAAAUAAUGACUGUUUUCAAACUGUUUUCCACAACACUUUUACCACCCUUUUCACCCUGCUUCCCAUCUGUCAGACAAACAGAGAAAGUCCUGCUUCAAACUUACACCAUUGUUUGAGUCAGAAGUUGAUAAGUCUGGCCGCUCAAACAAACAGAUCAAUGUUUACAAGUCAUCACAAUGUUUCCACUCUUCAGGUCAUUGACGGACUGAUUGUCAGAAACUGCGUUGAGUUUAAUCCAGUGCAUUUCUUUCUUUUUUCUCCCCUUUUCUUCCCAAUUUGGAAUGUCCAAUUCCCAAUGCGCUCCAAGUCCUCGUGGUGGCGUAGUGACUCGCCUCAAUCCAGGUGGUGGAGGACGAAUCUCAGUUGCCUCCGCGUCUGAGACGUCAAUCCGCGCAUCUUAUCACGUGGCUUGUUGAGCGAGUUACCGCAGAGACCUAGCGCGUGUGGAGGCUUCACGCUAUUCUCUACGGCAUCCACACACAACUCACCACACGCCCCACCGAGAGCGAGAACCACAUUAUAGUGACCAUGAGGAGGUUACCCCAUGUGACUCUAUCCACCCUAGCAACCGGGCCAAUUUGGUUGUUAAGAGACCUGGCUGGAGUCACUCAGCACACCCUGGAUUCAAACUCAUAACUCCAGGUGUGAUAGUCAGCGUCUUUACUCGUCUUUAAUCCAGUGCAUUUCUGAGAAAAAGCACGAGAGUAAACGUUCAGAUUUCUGGUUUUCAUAUUGUGGACUGGGACUGCUGAGCUCAGAAAAUGGCAAAUAAGCACCAGAAAAGUUCCAUACGACCUGUGCCCUACAUUUUAAGUGUUUUGAAGCUUUGCUAAGGAAAAGACCAAAAUCUAAAUUGUUGUUUGCUGAAAACAUUCCUCUCUGGCACAGCUCUCAAGUCUCAUUGCAUGACGAGAUGAAUUAUGCAGGUUUGAGUUCACAUUAAAACCAAUGCCGAUAGACAUUAUAAUAUCAUGUUAAGUUGUUUUGUUUAUCAUUAGCACAGCUUACUCUGAGUGUAUGGGGUAUUAAAAUGCUAAAGAUGAGAAUCAGAUUGCAGCACAUCGACAAUGUAGACAACUGUGUGAAACAAGACUGUAAACACAAAGCUAGUAAUAUAAAAGUAAUACAAAUCUUCUGUAUGUAAAAAGAAAGUAAAGAGUUUAAAGUAAAAUCUCUAUGUAAAACUAGAAGAGUAAUGGGAAAGAAGCGCUGAGGUAGAAGUUGCUGUACCUUCAUUACACGUCUAAAGCGAUGUGCUAUGAUUGAAUUGAAUGUGAGCAUAAAUAGGAUUAGAGAACUGCAGUAAACUUUUAUGGUCUCCAUUUAUUUUCAUUGAAAAAUAAAAAGAAUUCUGCACAUUUGGCAAUAUUGCUCCUGUGAGCGCUUUGAUCAAUAUAUUGAUAAAUGUUUUAUUACUUUGCGAUCAUUCCAUGCAUUGACCUUUUCAUGACAUUCUCUGUGUGUGUUUGCCUGAGACAAGUGAGGUGUGGAAACUUGUGUUUCUGCAAGAAGUGCUGAUGUGUGACAAAUCACCGAACUUUGAGUGUGUAUGUGUACAUGCAAACAAACAUAUCUCAUGACUUGUGUGGUCACACCCGUGACCCCUUUAGAGGGUAUAAAAAACAAGUACAGCUGUUGUUUUGCAGAUCUCUCUUCAUAUGUAUAUCAACCGGUGCUUGUUUGAGCUCUAAUAAAAGCCAUUCUUUGGAGCCCUUCAUCCUCGGUGUCCUGUGUCUCUUUCUGGCUUAAGAGAGAAACAUCACUGCUCCAGCAGCUCCUUUGGUGUUCCACAGAAGAAAUUCAAACAGGUCUGGUCUGAUGUGAUGUGUAAUGAGUAAAUGAUGACAGAAUUUCCCCAAAAUGAAACAUUUACUAGCCAAUCAUUUUAGUGUUUAAACACUGUGGCUUAAAGCAAAUAAUGGCUUCAGUUUCAAACUAUUUUAUUAACAAAUACUUAAUGAGGGUUCUCAGGUAAUCACUGCUGGAUAAACAUAUGUUUAUAAUUUAUGUGGAUACAAAUGAGAGAGAGAUUACUACUAA